Epinephelus fuscoguttatus (brown-marbled grouper) is the source of this 2302-nucleotide messenger RNA. Its product is annotated as soluble guanylate cyclase 88E-like. Gene Ontology annotation, molecular function: guanylate cyclase activity; oxygen sensor activity; heme binding. The transcript has 18 exons. Gene Ontology annotation, cellular component: guanylate cyclase complex, soluble. Gene Ontology annotation, biological process: nitric oxide-cGMP-mediated signaling; response to oxygen levels; cGMP biosynthetic process. The record is from RefSeq and is a predicted model, not a curated record. Bases 1 to 2301 code for a protein of 766 amino acids. Lineage: Eukaryota; Metazoa; Chordata; Actinopteri; Perciformes; Serranidae.
AUGUACGGGCUGCUGUGUGAGAGUCUUCAUGACUUCAUCAAGGAGUCGUACGGAGACGAUGUGUGGAAGCUGGUCAGAGAAAGAGCUGAUGUCAGGUUGCACUCUUUUGUCACCCACCAGGUGUAUAGUGAGAGUGUGAUUCCUCGGAUUGCAAAGGCAGCCAGUGGAGUGACAGGGACGCCCUACAAUGAGCUGAUGAACUCCUGGGGUGUCUACUUCCUGGGCUUUGUUGGAAAGUACGGCUAUGACAGGAUCCUCAAGGUGCUGGGCCGUCAUGUACGUGACUUUGUCAACGGCCUUGAUAACCUCCAUGAGUACCUGCGCUUCAGCUACCCCAAGGUGCAGCCUCCAACCUUCUUCUGCCAGGAGGAGUCAGCCACUGGAGUCACCCUGCACUACAGGAGUAAGCGCAAAGGCUAUCUGCAUUACGCCAUGGGUCAGCUCAGGCAGAUGGGGAAACAGUUCUACGACACCGACAUCCAUGUGGAGGUGCUGUCUGAGCAGAUGGUCGGAGACUACUCCCAUGUCACCAUGAGGCUGAACUUUGACAACUCAGCCUACCGCUACAUCAUGAAGGAGGAUGAGGAGGAGCAGGAGAUUCUGCCCAUCACCUCAGACUUCUUCUUUGAGGUCUUCCCCUUUAACAUCGUCUUCAGACAGGACAUGGUAGUGCAUAAUGUUGGCUCAGGCCUGGCUACUGUCUUCCCUGAUCUGGAUGGGAAGAAGAUCAAUGAUGCCUUUUUGCUGGCUCGCCCCCUAGUGGAGUUCACCUGGAACAUGAUCAUCUCCCACCCCAACAACCUGUUUGAGAUCAUGUCCAAGGAGCCUGUGAAGAGAGAGAGGAACCUUCACAACCGAGUCCAGAAUUCAGACUAUGAAAAUGCCAAUCGCUCUGCUGACGUAGACGUGGAGCUCAUGGCUUUCCAGUCCAUCAUUGGAGAUGAUUACAAAGACGGUAACAGUGCUAAUGCGAUGGAGAGCUGGGGCGAUGGGAGCCGCUGCCUGAAACUAAAAGGACAAAUGAGAUACAUGCCAGAGUGGGAGUCUAUCAUCUUUCUGGGAACCCCUGUGAUGGAGAGUCUCAGUGCCAUGUUUAAGACUGGCCUAUACAUCAACGACCUGAGCAUGCACGACUCCAGCAGAGACCUGGUGCUGGCGGGCACACAGCAGUCAGAGGAGCUGAAGAGAGCUCUCAUACAGGAGCAGAAGAAGUCCAGUAAGCUGGAGGAGAGCAUGAAGAUGUUGGACUAUGAGAUGAAGAAGACCGAUGACCUCCUGUACAGGAUGAUUCCCAAGCCGGUGGCUAAAAGGCUGCGCAAAGGAGAGCCAGCUGUGAACACUUGUGAGGUGUUCCCAGAUGUGACCAUUCUCUUCAGCGAUGUCGUGGGAUUUACUCGCAUUUGCAGCCACAUCACUCCAAUGCAGGUGGUCUCCAUGCUCAACACUAUGUACACGCUGUUUGACACGCUCAGCGAGAAGCACCGCGUCUUCAAGGUGGAGACGAUUGGAGACGCCUACAUGGUGGUAGCCGGGGCUCCGGAGAAGACAAAGUAUCACGCUCACAACAUCUGCGACAUGGCCCUGGACAUGGUGCGCUCCAUUGAUCACCUUAAGGACCCCUCGAAUGGCAACAACAUACAGAUUCGUGUUGGGAUCCACUCUGGGAUGGUGGUGGCAGGUGUGGUGGGACACAAGAUGCCACGUUACGGUCUGCAUGGUGACACGGUCCACACUGCGUCUGCCAUGGAGAGCAACGGAAAGGAGAUGCACAUUCAGCUAAGCAGCGCCACCUACGAGCACCUGAAAGGAAGUCAUUUUAUUUUCGAAAGGAGGGGCACCAUUACCAUCAAGGGGAAUGUUGAAAUUGAGACCUACUGGCUGAAAGGAAAGAGGGACAAAGAUGGGAACGCUCAGGCGGCGUGUCCUCAAUUUGAGACUCAGACCAUCAGCAAGGCCAUCAGCAAGGCCAAUAUCUCAGGCCCUGAGGCCCCAGGAGAUGAGGAGGGCCUGGUGUUCCCGCUGGUGGCGGGAGAGGACGAGGAUGAUGUCAAGUCUAUUCGCUCUCAUCGUAUCAAGAUGGAGAUUUCAGGUCAUUCUCUGGAGGAGUCGAUGGAGGAGUGCCGGAUGGAGGAGAUGUCUGUUAAUAAGUCCCACUUAAAGGAUGCUUUGCAGGACGGCCUUCAGGACCCUCACCUGGAACUGGACUCACCUGUGUCUGACGGCAGAGACUCCAUCAUGGACUCCCGUGCCAGCUCCUGCGACUCCCGCUGCUCCAAGAGUGCCACGUGCUCCGUGUCAUGAA